UCCGCCAUCUUGGUUUGAUUUUACUUCUGGUUGACAAAAAAUAUUUUCACGAAAACAAACUACGAAUGUAAAAGAUCAUUUAUAUUAGAUAAACCCAAUGGUAAUACUGUGUUAAAGAUAAAGGAAUCAAGAUGAGCUGGGAGCCAUUUUUAAGGGAUAAACUGCGAAUGUACCCACAUCAAGAGAUGUGUAAAAGGCAGAUCCUUGCAGCAAUGGCAGUGUACAAAGACCUACGACCAUCAACAGAAAAAUUUGUUCACAAUGAUGGUAGACAAACUGAUUUAUUCAUUCUUGAGGGAACAAUUCCAGUUAACUUUAGGAGUAACAUCUACAAUAUUCCAGUGUGUAUAUUUCUUCAAGAGACACACCCAUUCAUUCCACCUAUGGUAUUUGUCCGUCCAACGACUGGAAUGGCGAUAAAAGUGUCCAAACAUGUUGAUAACUCAGGAAAAGUCUUUCUGCCAUAUUUGGCAGAAUGGACUCAUCCAGGAUCAGAUUUAACAUCUCUUAUUCAAAUAUUAUGCUGCAUAUUUGCUGAAGAACCGCCAGUAUAUUCAAGACCAGUAGGUUAUCACCCACAACAACAACAACAACAACAACAACGGACAGAUUAUCGUCAACAGUUUGGAAUGGGAUAUUCCCUUUCAAAUACCCCACCCUACCCACCUGGAAACAGUCCCCGUAUGCCGUCACCUAUGUCAAUGCCAAUGCCAGCAGAUGCUGGACAAAGACCAAGCUACCAAACACCUUACCCACCAACCUCCUCCAACAGUAGUUCAUUCUCUGUACCAACAAUGCCUUACCCAUCCCCUGGUGGGGGCUAUCCCCCUGUGUCUCAGUCUACCCCUUCAAGCACAUCCUCUCAAAGGACAAGUCAAAAUCUUCUGCAAACUCAGAGUAGUAUCUCUGAAGAUCAAAUCAAACGUUCCUUGAUCUCUGCUGUUGAAGACAAGCUUAGGAGAAGUUUGAAAGCUACUAUUGAACAAGCACAGAUUGAAUUAGAUGAACUGGACAGAACUCAACAACAGUUGAAGCAAGGCAGUAAUAAACUAGAAGAUAUGAUAAGAAGUCUAGAAAAGGAACAGUCUGAUGUAGAAAACAACAUUAAAGUUUUGACUCAGAAGAAUGAAGAAAUAUCUGGCGUUAUUUCCAAGCUUGAAGGAGAAUCAGAAAACUUGAAUAUUGAUGAUGCUGUAGUAACAACAGCUCCACUCUAUAAUCAGAUACUUAGCUUAUUUGCAGAGGAAAAUGCAGUGGAGGAUACGAUUUACUAUUUGAGUGAAUCCCUCAGGAAAGAAGCAAUAAGUUCAGAGGUUUUUCUUAAACAAGUCCGAACUCUCUCUCGCAAGCAGUUCAUGCUCAGGGCAUUGCUGCACAAGGCAAGGAAGACUGCAGGACUCAGUGAUUUGGCAGUUUCAUAAACACAGCUGCUGUAGCCAUCGCUGUAGCCAACUUGUUACUGGGAUGCCUGUGGGGACUUUUUCCUCAAUAGACCACCAACCACAGGUAUCCCAGUAAAUGCCCAUAAGGCGUCUUGUAAAAUAAUUUAGCCCCUCUAGACUAAUUCAUAGUGAAUAGAAUUCUAUUCCAUUUGCAGCACAGUAGUUACACCAAAAAUAUAAAGAUAACAUCACCUAUCUAUAAGCCUGCAUGAAGCCCAACCUUAUUAUAACUCUGGCUUGAGAGUUGAAGUUAAGUUAACCAGAGUUUGGGUUGGUCAGUACACUGGCUAAAGUGAUAUUUGAAGGAUAAAUAAAAGAUUCAUUUUUGUUCAAAUUUUACUGGGAAGAGAACUACUAUACACUUGGUAGCUCUGUCUAAAAUGACGGGAAAAACAUGUUGUUACUUCGUAUUUGUUGUUUGGCUUCGCACAAAAGACCUACUUAGCUUGGGUGUAAUGUUUUCCCAUUUCAGACCACAUGUCAUUCCCUAGAGUAUUAUUUCUUUGUUUAAUGUUUGCAAAUGAGAAGACACAUGAAUAUAGAUACAACUCAAACAAAGAAUCUUAUUCUCAAGGGAAUGACACGUGGUCUGAAAUAGGAAAACAUUAUGCCGUAACCGAUGAGGUCUGUUUCACAUUUCUCAAAUUCAACUUGACCUAUAGUAGAUAGUAAAAUAUAAAAAAUAUAGUCAAUUCUGAUGGUUGUUUUAUUGUGUUUAUGUACAUUAUUAGACUUCAUUAAAAAUAACAAAUUCAUCGCUUAA
Actinia tenebrosa (Australian red waratah sea anemone) is the source of this 2205-nucleotide messenger RNA. Its product is annotated as tumor susceptibility gene 101 protein. Gene Ontology annotation, molecular function: ubiquitin binding. Gene Ontology annotation, cellular component: ESCRT I complex. NCBI's taxonomy places the organism in Eukaryota, Metazoa, Cnidaria, Anthozoa, Actiniaria, Actiniidae. The record is from RefSeq and is a predicted model, not a curated record. Gene Ontology annotation, biological process: endosome to lysosome transport; protein transport; protein modification process.